GAUGUUAAAUGUGUCAGCAGCUUUUCAAGUGGAAGUACUAUAGAUUCCUUGUUUCUUCAUUGCAUUUGCAUGGUGUUUUCUUCCUACUGAAGUAAGCUAGUUGCCUCUCAUUAGUAAAGCUACUUCAUUUGACUCUGUAAUUCUCAGAAGAAGGAUCAGUGGAUAUGAUGAUGGAAGGUGAAGGUAGUAGUAGCAGCAAGAAGAGAGGAGUUCAAAAUCAUGACAAUGGCUUCAUUAAUACUCUCUUUUCUUGGUCUCUUGAUGACAUUUGCAAUGAAAAUCUUUUCAGUCAUAAGGUGGAAAAAAUACCUGAAUCAUUUGAGUCUGUCACUCAGUAUUUCGAAUCAUUUGUUUAUCCUUUGUUGGAAGAAACAAGGGCACAACUGUUUUCAUCCAUGGAGACCAUUUCAAGCGCACCUUAUGCUAAGGUGGAUGUUUUUAGGCCCCAUGGACCUGAGUUACAUGAUGUUAAGAUUGAUUACUGGAGGAACAGGUUCAGUAACAAUGGUAAAGAGCCUUGUAAAACUUUGCCGGGGGAUAUUUUAAUUUUAGCAGAUGCGAAGCCUGAAACUAUUUCCGACUUGGAGAGGGUUGGUAGAAUGUGGUCUUUUCUAUCAGUCAUGAAAAUUGCAGGGGAUGAUGAUGAAAAUGAUAACGAUACCACUUCAACUUACUUUAAAGUGAAGGCUUCAAAAAGCAUCCAGCAGUUUGAUGGGGAGAAAUCACUGUUUGUGAUUUUCUUGGCAAAUAUUACUACUAACAGAAGAAUAUGGAAAUCCUUGAACAUGUCUCGAAAUUUGAAGAUUAUCAAUGAAGUUUUACGCCGGAAUUCUGUGUUGGAGGAAAGUUGCCAAGUCUGUUCUGAACUGAAUGGAGCCAUCUUAUAUGAGAAAUUUGGUAGUGGUUUAUCAUCAACAUUGAAUGAUUCACAAUUGAAUGCAGUUCUUGCCUGUCUUGAUGGAGUGCGUUGUGAUCACAAGUCCUCUGUGCAACUUAUAUGGGGUCCCCCUGGAACAGGGAAAACUAAAGCUGUUAGUAUGCUUCUCUUUACGCUGUUGAAAACAAAAUGCAGAACCCUUACUUGUGCCCCGACAAAUGUUGCAGUUACUGAAGUUGCUUCUCGUGUUCUGAAGCUGCUGAAAGAAUCGAUUAAAACUGACGACUAUGGAAGUGAGACUCUGUUGCUUCCUCUUGGAGAUAUUCUCUUGUUUGGGGGUAAGGAGAGACUCAAAGUUGGUCAAGAAAUAGAAGAAAUAUAUCUGGACUAUCGUGUUAAAAGGCUUUCAGAGUGUUUUGGUGUGCUGACUGGCUGGAGGCAUUGCUUCUCAUCCAUGAUGGAUUUACUUGAAGAUUGUAUUUCUCAGUAUCACAUUUUCUUGGAGAAUAAAUUGAUAAAGAAGAGAGAAAGCAUUGACAAAAAUGAAGUCAAAGAGAAUAACAGCAAUAUGGAAAUGGAAGGUGACAAUGAGGAGUUCAAUUCAUUUCUUGAAUUUGUGAGAGAUAGAUUUAAACAUACUGCCACUCCUCUUAGAAACUGUGUAUAUAUCUUCUGCACUCAUAUACCCAAAAGUUUCAUUUUGGAAAGUAAUUUUCAAAAUAUGGUAGAUCUUAUCAGUUUACUUGAUUCUUUUGAAACUUUGUUGUUUCAAAAAAAUGUAGUUUCUGACAAGCUGCAAGAGCUCUUUUCACAUUCAGUAGCUGAAGAGUUUUUUCCAUCACCUUGGCAUAGAAAUUACUUGUUGCAGAAAAGGAGAGGUGAAUGCCAUACAGUUUUAAGAAAUCUUCAUGAUUCCUUUAGUAAACUUGAGUUUCCAAGUGGUAUGAACAAAGAUUCAUUAAAAGAUUUCUGUUUUCAAACAGCUUCUGUAAUAUUUUGCACUUCUUCUAGUUCAUUUAAGCUGCAUUAUGUGGACAUGGAACCACUGAACAUUCUGGUCAUUGAUGAAGCGGCACAACUAGGAGAAAGUGAGUCGACAAUACCGCUGCAACUGUUCGGCUUAAAUCACACUAUUCUCAUUGGGGAUGAGUGCCAAUUGCCAGCAACGGUUAAAAGCAAGGUUUCUGAUGAAGCUUCCUUCGGUAGAAGCUUAUUUGAGAGGCUGAGCUCAUUGGGUCACUCUAAACACCUGCUCAAUACACAGUAUCGGAUGCACCCCUCAAUUAGCUACUUCCCGAAUUCACAUUUUUAUAACAACCAGAUUUGGGAUUCUCGUAAUGUUAAAAGAAAAAGCUACAAAAAAGUCUUUUUGCCAAGAUCUCCAAUAUUCCGUCCAUAUUCUUUCAUCAAUAUUCUCGAAGGGAGAGAAGAGUUCAUUGGCCGUAGCUGGAGAAAUAUGGUUGAGGUAGCUGUUGUGAUGAAAAUAGUGCAGAACCUGUACAGUGAUUGGAAUGAGUCAAAACAGAAGCUGAGCAUUGGCAUUGUCUCACCUUACGGUGCUCAAGUACAAGCAAUUCAAGAAAAACUUGGAGGCAAGUAUGGUAACUGUGAUGACUUUAUUGAAGUGAAGUCAAUUGAUGGGUUUCAAGGUGGUGAGGAGGACAUUAUUAUAAUUUCGACUGUGAGAUUCAACAAAAGUGGAUCCAUUGGAUUCUUGUCCGAGCCACAGAGAAUCAAUGUUGCGCUUACGAGGGCCAGGCACUGCUUAUGGAUUUUAGGGAAUGAAAGAACCUUAACUCAUGGUGAAUCUGUUUGGGAAAUCUUAAUCCAUGAUGCUAAGCAACGCCGUUGUUUCUUUAAUGCUGAUGAAGAUAAGGAUAUGGCCAAAGCUAUAUUAGAGGCCAAAAAAGAGCUUAAUGAAUUGGAUGAAUUGCUGAAUGCUGACAGUAUACUUUUCAGAAAUCAAAAGUGGAAGGUUGUUUUUAGUGAUAAUUUCUUGAAAUCUUUUAAAAGAAUGAAAUCAAACCAUGACAAGAAGUCGGUUAUCAACCUUCUAGCGAAACUUUCAACUGGCUGGCGACCUAAGAGAAGGAACAUAGAUACCAUUUGCAAAAGCUCUUUGCACAUUAUUAAGCAAUUUAAAUUUGAAGGUCUAUAUACAAUUUGCACUGUUGACAUAGUAAAGGAAUCAAUGUACAUCCAAGUUUUGAAAGUCUGGGACAUAUUGCCUUUGGAGGAUGUUCCAAAAUUGGUAAAACGUUUGGAUGAUAUAUUUGUUAGGUACACUGAUGACUACAUCAAUCGUUGCAAAGAGAAAUAUAUUGAAGGGAAUUUGGAAGUUCCCAAGACUUGGGCAGUCUCUUCAGAAAUCAUUCGAUUCAAGAAUCUUGCUGACAUUAAGAGUGGAAGUGACUUAAGUGGAGCUCCUUUAGACAGUAUGAGUUAUGCUGAGAAUUCAAAUGUGGCUGAAAGUUUGCUUUUAAUGAAAUUCUACUCUUUAUCAUCAGGUUUAGUGAGCCAUUUGCUUUCUGACCAUGAUGGUAGAGAAUUGGAUCUUCCAUUUGAAGUAACAGAUGAAAUUUGAUAAACUAAAUGAUUAUCAUCUUUUACCUUU
Molecule: messenger RNA, 3491 nt
Organism: Mangifera indica (mango)
Lineage: Eukaryota; Viridiplantae; Streptophyta; Magnoliopsida; Sapindales; Anacardiaceae
Molecular function (GO): helicase activity
Source: RefSeq, a predicted model, not a curated record